Molecule: messenger RNA, 4107 nt
Organism: Hyaena hyaena (striped hyena)
Lineage: Eukaryota; Metazoa; Chordata; Mammalia; Carnivora; Hyaenidae
Gene: LZTS3
Product: leucine zipper tumor suppressor family member 3
Exons: 5
Coding region: 353-2374 (673 amino acids)
Biological process (GO): regulation of dendritic spine morphogenesis
Cellular component (GO): dendritic spine
Source: RefSeq, a predicted model, not a curated record
CCAGCGAGCCGGGCCGGUGGCGUCCGCUCCGAGGACCCCGCGCUGGACCCUGAGGCUGCGAAGGAGAAAACUACAGUCCGGGAUGGCUCAGUCGGCCUGUCCAGAGUCGCGCAGCUGGUUCGGGCCGAGCCCCGACUGCGAGAGUGAGGCGCAUGGCCCCUGCACACCGGGCCUCGGAGGGUCCCAGGCUUGAGGACCCGUCGGGCCCCCCACCCCUUUGGAAAGGCAAGGAGAGGAGCCUGCGCUGGUAGUGAGCCUCCACUUCUGCCCUUGACUGCAACACCCUAGGUUAGGGGGCUGGGAAGGAUCCCCCACUCACAAUAUUUGGAUAGGGUGCCCCCCUGGCUUAGUCAUGGCGAAGCUGGAGACACUGCCUGUGCGCGCCGACCCAGGGCGGGAUCCUCUCCUGGCCUUUGCCCCCCGGCCCUCUGAGCUCGGACCCCCAGACCCUCGCCUGGCCAUGGGCAGUGUGGGCAGUGGGGUGGCCCACGCCCAGGAGUUCGCCAUGAAGAGUGUGGGCACCCGCACAGGGGGUGGGGGCAGCCAGGGCAGCUUCCCCGGCCCCCGCAGCAGUGGUGGCGGGGCCAGCAGGGAGAGGCCAGGCCGCUACCCCUCAGAAGACAAGGCUCUCGCCAACUCCCUCUACCUCAACGGCGAGCUGCGGGGCAGUGACCACACUGAUGUCUGUGGCAACGUGGUGGGCAGCAGCGGUGGCAGUAGCAGCAGCGGCGGCAGUGACAAGGCCCCACCACAGUAUCGCGAGCCCAGCCAUCCGCCUAAGCUCCUGGCCACCUCUGGCAAGCUAGACCAGUGCUCAGAGCCGCUAGUUCGGCCUUCGGCCUUCAAGCCCGUUGUACCCAAGAACUUCCACUCCAUGCAGAACUUGUGCCCUCCGCAAACCAAUGGUACUCCUGAGGGGCGCCAGGGUCCUGGUGGUCUCAAGGGCGGACUGGACAAGUCUCGGACCAUGACCCCGGCGGGCGGGGGUGGGGGCGGCCUCUCAGACUCAGGCCGGAACUCACUCACAAGCCUGCCCACCUACAGCUCCAGCUAUAGCCAGCACCUGGCGCCCCUCAGUGCCUCCACCAGCCACAUCAACCGCAUCGGCACUGCCAGCUACGGUAGUGGCAGCGGUGGCAGCAGCGGCGGUGGCUCGGGCUAUCAGGACCUGGCAACCUCCGACAGUGGGCGGGCCUCCAGCAAGAGUGGGUCGUCCUCCUCCAUGGGGCGGCCAGGCCACCUGGGAUCGGGGGAGGGCGGAGGUGGAGGCCUGCCCUUCGCGGCCUGCUCACCACCCUCGCCCAGUGCUCUGAUCCAGGAGCUGGAGGAGCGGCUGUGGGAGAAGGAGCAGGAGGUGGCGGCCCUGCGGCGGAGCCUGGAGCAGAGCGAGGCCGCCGUGGCCCAGGUGCUGGAGGAGCGUCAGAAGGCGUGGGAGCGCGAGCUGGCCGAGCUGCGGCAGGGCUGCAGUGGGAAGCUGCAGCAGGUGGCGCGCCGCGCCCAGCGCGCCCAGCAGGGCCUACAGCUGCAGGUGCUGCGGCUGCAGCAGGACAAGAAGCAGCUGCAGGAGGAGGCAGCGCGGCUGAUGCGGCAGCGGGAAGAGCUUGAGGACAAGGUGGCCGCCUGCCAGAAGGAGCAGGCUGACUUCCUGCCCCGGAUGGAGGAAACUAAGUGGGAGGUGUGCCAGAAGGCCGGGGAGAUCUCCCUCCUGAAGCAGCAGCUGAAGGACUCGCAGGCCGACGUGUCCCAGAAGCUGAGCGAGAUCGUGGGGCUGCGCUCGCAGCUGCGCGAGGGCCGGGCCUCGCUGCGGGAGAAGGAGGAGCAGCUGCUCAGCCUGAGGGACUCCUUCGGCAGCAAGCAGGCCAGCCUGGAGCUGGGCGAGGCCGAGCUGCCCACGGCCUGCCUCAAACCCGCGCUGACCCCCGUGGACCCGGCGGAGCCCCAGGAUGCCCUGGCCACGUGCGAGAGCGACGAGGCCAAGAUGCGCCGGCAGGCCGGGGUGGCCGCUGCCGCCUCGUUGGUCUCCUUGGACGGCGAGGCGGAUGCGGGCGGGGAGAGCGGGACGCGGGCCCUGCGGCGGGAGGUGGGGCGGCUGCAGGCCGAGCUGGCGGCCGAGCGGCGAGCCCGGGAGCGCCAGGGAGCCAGCUUCGCGGAGGAGCGCCGCGUGUGGCUGGAGGAGAAGGAGAAGGUCAUCGAGUACCAGAAGCAGCUGCAGUUGAGUUACGUGGAGAUGUACCAGCGCAACCAGCAGCUGGAGCGGCGGCUGCGGGAGCGCGGGGCCGCCGGGGGUGCCAGCACACCCACCCCGCCGCACGGGGAGGAGAAGAAAGCCUGGACGCCCUCCCGCCUUGAGCGCAUUGAGUCCACGGAAAUCUGAUCCCCUCCCCCCCGCCCCCACCUGGGCAUGUGGCCUUUUGACAAAUGCCCUGUCAAAGGCCAGAGUCCCCAGUGUCCCCUCCCUGCCUUCUCUCUUCCCCAUGUCCCCCAUGUCCCCAGACCAAAGAGGUUCUCCAAGCAGCUGUGACCAGGCCCCUCCCCUCCCCCCACUGGGGGCCCUCCGGGCUCUGCGGCUGGGCGACCCACUCGGCCCCUCCUCCCAUGGAGGGGAUAGAGGGAGGCAGAAUGAGUGGGGGUUGAGGGGCCCAGGCAGCAGGGGAGCCCAUGCUCCCCUUGGCACUGCUUUGUUGGAGAUGGAGAUAGCAGGCUUGCAGUGCCAUGAGGUGCCCUGGCCCCUUGGUAGGUCUGGGCUGCUACUGUUGGCCACCUAGGUGUCCAGUGAUGCUCUCUGUGGUGGUCACCUCCUAGGCCAUGUAGCCUGAGAGGGCCUGCAUGGGAUCUGCUGAAGCUGACAGACCUUGGGCUCCUGGCCUCUCUCCUUCCUGCUCUAUUAUCCCUCCCUGGGCAGAUUGGCAGGACAAGUGGGAGCGGAUGGCCUGUCUGUGGUUGAGAGGGCUACCUGCCCAGCCCCUCCCCCCCAAGGUCCCUUGAGCUUAGGCCUCAGAGCCUGGCCUGGUCCUGGGUGUAUGUCCGAAUGUGCGUAUCAGGCCGGAGGGGAGGCUGGGGCGGAGGCUCCGUGCCCAGGGAAGAUCUGCCCCUCUGUACUUGGGAAAGUUCACCUGGAUGCUUCUUAGCUCCACCCUACCCUUCUGGCCAGGAUCCCACAGGGUGAUAGCCCCAUCUGCUUGGCUCACCCCACACCCAGGGCCACUGUCCGGCUCAAACUACAGCUAUUAAGUGCUACCUGCCUCUCAGGCACUCCCCUCACCCAGUUUCCGAGGUCACUUGAGUGUCUGUGGUGUCUUCCUGGGUCUUCUCCCACCUGAUUCCCCCGGCCUCCCUCUGCUUUCACGCUCACAACAUCAUUGUCCUAGGCUGCCUCUUCCCCCAAACCUCACCUCUUCUUCCAGUAGAAAAUUCUGCUUGAUCUUUGGUGCACUGCCCACUUCCAAGCUCCAAUGGGCCCAAGCCUGAGCCAGAGGCCUUUGUUUUGGGGGGCGAAGGGGACGGUUGUGAUUGCCCUUGAAGGACAAGGCUGACCUGAGAGGAACACUGACCCCUGAGUUCCCAGGACCCCGGGUUUGCCCAGGCUAGGCCUGGCAUGGCCAUCAGUGGGGGCUGGGACAGCAAUGUCACUUCCCUCCUCUCGGUAUCAUCUCAGAGUCUGUCUCCGUAAGAUAGGAAGGGAAAGGCAAAUUUCUAAUUCACCAGCAAUAAAACAUUAGAGGAGGCUUGGCCCUCAACCCUUAUAUUUCUCUCUUUUCACUCUCUUCCUCCCACCCGCAAGACUGGGUUCGGAGGGGAGGGUGGAGAGAGCUGGCAACUACUGUGAGCAAGUUCCCCACCCCCUGACCAGCCUCCUCCCAUGACUGGUGACUGUUUAAUGAGCUGUGCGUCCCCCACAAAAACAAGAGCGCCCCUCUGUGUGGCCUCUGUCCCUCUGCACAGCCCCUUCCCGGUGACCCUCACCAGCUCUCUGAACCGGGUGAGGGAGCCAUCCUGGUAAUCACUGCCCGUUCCACUCACCCCUCACUGCACCUGCCCCAGAACCUGGGCUUAGGCCAGAGGGGCAGGGGGAAGAGAAGGCAUUAGUAGGAAAAAAAAAAAAAAAAA